Indicator indicator is the source of this 3431-nucleotide messenger RNA. It is a transcript of the gene CDC40, whose product is annotated as cell division cycle 40. NCBI's taxonomy places the organism in Eukaryota, Metazoa, Chordata, Aves, Piciformes, Indicatoridae. The transcript is spliced from 15 exons. Gene Ontology annotation, molecular function: protein binding; mRNA binding. Bases 1 to 1743 code for a protein of 580 amino acids. Gene Ontology annotation, cellular component: catalytic step 2 spliceosome. The record is from RefSeq and is a predicted model, not a curated record. Gene Ontology annotation, biological process: mRNA splicing, via spliceosome.
AUGUCGGCGGCGAUCGCCGCCCUCGCCUCCUACGGUGGUUCCGACUCGGAGCCCGACUCAGAGCCCGAGGCCGAGAGCGGCUCCCAGAGUGCUGUUGUGCUCGCCAGUCGGGACGCCGUGCUGCACCUCCGGGGACCGCCUGCUGCCCCCGCGACGCUGGCCGUUGACGCGGCCCCGGAAGUAGCCGUGAAGGAAGAUGUGGAAACAGGAGUCCACCUUGAUCCUGCUAUCAAGGAAGUUCAGUACAAUCCCACUUAUGAAACCAUGUUUGCACCAGAGUUUGGACCAGAAAACCCAUUUAGGACUCAACAAAUGGCUGCACCUAGAAAUAUGCUUUCUGGAUAUGCAGAACCAGCUCACAUCAAUGAUUUCAUGUUUGAACAACAACGAAGAACAUUUGCAACCUAUGGUUAUGCAUUAGAUCCCUCUAUAGAUAAUGCUGAAGUUGCCACCAAAUAUAUUGGUUCUGUCGAAGAAGCUGAAAAAAAUCAAGGUUUAACAGUGUUUGAAACAGGACAAAAGAAAAUUGAAAAAAGGAAGAAAUUUAAAGAGAAUGAUGCAUCCAAUAUUGAUGGAUUUCUGGGACCGUGGGCAAAGUAUGUUGAUGAAAAAGAAGUAGCCAAACCAUCAGAAGAAGAACAGAAAGAGUUGGAUGAAAUAACAGCUAAGAGGCAAAAGAGAGGAAAAGUAGAAGAUGAUAAGCCUGGAGAGGAAAAGACUAUAUUACAUGUUAAGGAAAUGUAUGACUAUCAGGGCAGAUCCUAUCUUCAUGUCCCUCAAGAUGUGGGAGUUAAUCUCCGUUCUACAGUGCCACCUGAGAAGUGCUAUCUCCCAAAGAAACAAAUCCAUGUGUGGUCUGGACAUACAAAGGGUGUCAGUGCAGUGAGAUUGUUCCCUCUCUCUGGGCACAUACUGUUGUCUUGCUCUAUGGAUUGCAAAAUUAAGCUAUGGGAAGUUUAUGGUGAUCGAAGAUGUCUACGAACAUUUAUUGGACAUAGCAAAGCUGUUCGAGACAUCUGCUUUAAUAAUGCUGGCACUCAGUUUCUUAGUGCUGCAUAUGAUCGCUACCUGAAGCUCUGGGACACUGAAACAGGGCAAUGCAUUUCAAGAUUCACAAACAGGAAGGUUCCUUACUGUGUCAAGUUCAAUCCUGAUGAAGAUAAACAAAAUCUCUUUGUUGCAGGAAUGUCAGAUAAGAAAAUUGUGCAGUGGGAUAUCCGAAGCGGUGAGAUUGUGCAGGAGUACGAUAGGCACUUGGGAGCUGUCAACACCAUUGUGUUUGUGGAUGAAAAUAGAAGGUUUGUGAGUACAUCUGAUGACAAGAGCUUAAGAGUCUGGGAAUGGGACAUUCCUGUAGACUUCAAGUACAUAGCUGAGCCAAGCAUGCAUUCAAUGCCAGCUGUGACUUUGUCUCCAAAUGGGAAAUGGUUGGCUUGCCAGUCAAUGGAUAACCAAAUUCUGAUCUUUGGAGCUCAGAACAGGUUCAGAUUAAACAAAAAGAAAAUUUUCAAGGGUCACAUGGUUGCUGGCUACGCUUGUCAAGUGGAUUUUUCACCUGACAUGAGCUAUGUGAUAUCUGGAGAUGCAGAUGGGAAACUGAACAUCUGGGACUGGAAGACAACAAAACUCUACAGCAGAUUGAAAGCACAUGAUAAAGUCUGUAUUGGUGCAGUGUGGCAUCCACAUGAAACAUCUAAAGUCAUUACAUGUGGCUGGGAUGGUCUUAUUAAAUUAUGGGACUAAAGAGGGUGCUCCAAAGAUCUAAAGCUGCAAGUCCUGCAUACCAGACUGAGUUCUGCUAGGGGCAGACACUUUCAGUCCUGCACUUCUGUAAAUAUGUACUAAAAAUGGGAAAUCUCCUGAAGUCAUGACCAAAAGGGUGCAGUUCUAAAUCAGACCUCUGAGAACAAGAAGCUGAGGUCCUCUGCAGCAUGCAGCAUCAAGUGGUUGUGGUGUCACCUUUUCUGCAAAACACUCUUGUAAAAUAAAACUAUUUUCAGAAAAACUUACUUAUUUUUGUGAUUCUGGCUGUUAAAGGAGGAAACUGGAAAUCCUGUAACUCUCGUCUUAAGGAGAAGUCUUUGCUAGCUGCUGCAAGAGAGCUGGGAAUGAUUUGUUUACCUGCUUUUGGAGUGGUAUUUCAUUGUCCCUAAGAGAGUUCUGUCUUUUAGAACACAACUCCACUUGCUAAGAUCUGUUAAUUUGCAGUAGAAGAAUUAAUUAAGCUAGAAGUCAUCAGAUAAAACUGUAUAAACUGAAGACUCUUCAUAACCUCUUGGUUCCUGCCUGUAUUUAAUAGCAGCAUGCUGGUCCCUGAGUUUCAGCUUCACAAGUACCCCUCACUCUCAACAUUUUGCUUGCAGUGGUUGUGAAGUGUCGUUUUUCCUCUUCCCCUCUGCUGCUCUGUUCCAACAAGCAUGACAAAACAACAACAAAAAAAGAAGUGAAUGGCUCUUGUUCAGUUUGGAAUCUGCUGUAUUAUAAGCCCCAGAAAGCUUUUGACAGUUUCAUGUACAUACAUGGCACACUUUUUCCUCUUUACAGAACUUAUUUUUAAUAAAUCCUUUAUAAAAACUUUGCUUCUCUUCAUUCAGUUUGUCUAGCAAUGACCAUAGAAAAUAUUCCCUACCCUUUCAUCUUUUAAUUUGCAGCUGUAAGAGCAGUCAGAUAAACUCUUGCACUGUUCCUAAAAAAACUAAUGCAAGCUGGAAGCAAGAGGGGGGAAUAAUCCUUUUAACUCCCUACCCACUCUCUUUUUGAGCACAGAAUGGAAAUGUGUAACAGAUUUGUCCCAGUGAUUAGUUUUUAAUUACAGUCUUGGCUUACACUGUAUUGUUUACCAUAAAUCCAAUCACUGCUCAUCAAUUCUGAAAGGAGCAAAGGAGCAAUUGCCUGAGUUUGACAGCAGGAUAGAAGAUGAGGAGAUGCAAAAAGAAGCUCAAAUUGUGUAGGGGUAAGGAAAGAGGUUGGGAGGUUUUGGUAGUUGGGGGAGUUUUGAUUUGUUUGAUUAACCAGACAAGUCAGUUCUUUCAAGGGGUACUUACUAAAGGUAGGUCCUUGGGAGGGAACACAGAGUUUACACGUUUUUAGAUCAACUCUAAAGCUGAGCUUCAGAGUCUUUCCAGUGUCCCUUCACACAAGUCAGGUAACUGCACCAUGUUUCUGUUUCUGUUACUUCCCCCACCUGGGCAGCCUCCUGUGCCUGAAAAAUUCCACAAGUUGUUCUCACAAGCUGUGUUCUGCUGCUAACAGGGAGUUCCCUGACCUUGCACCCACCCAAGCACUGAGGUAGGGAAUGUUAGAGCCUGGGGAGAGAGGAAUUAGCUGGUCCAGCAUGUCCUCAGGACUGUACCUUCUGCAGGCAGAGGCUGUUCCUGUUUCUUGGCUCUUCAGGAUGCAAGGGGGAGUGACCUGCCAUGCUUCAGAGAGUG